This is a messenger RNA of Tricharina praecox, 1350 nucleotides long. RefSeq lists its product as uncharacterized. The record is from RefSeq and is a predicted model, not a curated record. The transcript has a single exon. Bases 362 to 1087 code for a protein of 241 amino acids. NCBI's taxonomy places the organism in Eukaryota, Fungi, Ascomycota, Pezizomycetes, Pezizales, Pyronemataceae.
UUGAGUAACGCGAUGUUUGGACCGACGCAUAAAUUAGAAGUCGGGAGAAGAAGAAAAGAAGCACCCCGGAAAAAGAGCGUGCAUGGAGGAUGGGUGUGCAGGUCGCAGCAAGGCAGCAGAAAGCAGCCUGAAGACAUCUCCACUCUGCGUGCACUCCUCCCUGCGUAUACUCGCUCGAGCUCUGGGCUCUAGGCUCUAGGUUCUGGAGCAUACCCAUGAUGCGAGUGAGGCUUUUACCCACCACCUCCAGCACCACCACCAACAACACCAACACCACCACUACUUCUUCCAGCUGGCUAGCGAAACGCUUCAACGUCUCAGACCUGCAACGACCGGCAAGUACGAAUAGCGGCGAUGUUCGAUGCAUUCGGGCGUCAAACUAUUGACUAAACACACCGUGAAGGUUGCGGUUACGCUGUUCAUGCCCACGGUGUUCAUGGGCUAUGCGUGCAUUCAUCCCAGGACCGGCGAAACCCUAUGUGAGCCGACGGUCUCAGCAGUGGCCAGUGAGACGGACACAGAGCGGAUGGCCAGUCUCGAUAGUGGUGGUGGUGAUGGUGAUGGUUGGCCCAGGAUGGUGGGACACCCUGUCGAAUUGAACCCUCCUCCAGCUCACGGGAAUCAUGCCCUCGGUUCUUACUGGAGGAGAGUGGACCAUGUGGAGGUGGAGACGGCGAUGGAUGGGUUGGAAUACCUACAUGCAUUUGAGACUGUGGUGCCCGUGGUAAGUACUUACGUAGGCACUUGCACACAUAGAGUGCUAUCCAGAGACAUCCCGCGCUUUCGCUGUCACCGCUGGCGACUGUGCCGCCGAACCCGAGGGCGAGGGUUGUUUGUCCUCGGAGGCCCGAAAAGGCGCAGCCAGACGGCGGCCAGAGAUUGCGAUCGGAGACCGAACGUGGGAUCGGAGAGGGGGUGCAGUUUGGGUGACAAACUCACCGCAGACCCCAAACCGGCCUUCGUUGCCGGAAGCCGCCGAGCAACAGAAAGUUUGAACCCAGGGAAUCCUAGCCAUGCCUGCAGAAGCCAAAAAUUACCACCCGUCGGCGUCCAUCCGGCCAACCAACUAUCCACUUCCCCCUCCUAGCCCAACCAACCCCCAAACCCGACCCGCGACGACUUUGACGACCACAAAAUAAUCAGAAUCGAGCAGGGAUAGAAGUAACCCUCUCGUUUGUUCUGUCACGCUGCUCGCCUGCACUACCGGCGUCAUCCACAAACACACGACCACCCACUCCCCACUCACUCCUCCACCCUCGCUCGCAUCCCCAACACCCACCCCGCCACCUUCCACCCUACAACCAAAAACAGCCCUCACACCCCCCUUCAUAGCUUCAGAAAUGGCGGCCG